UUAACUCAUUUGUUUAGGCAGUAGGGAGUUUCUGCUAGGGUCUGGAUUGGAGUUAACACACAGACCGGACCCUACCGUAUAUGAGUGGUGUCUGAGGAGAAAAAGGAUUCCCCUUGCCGCAAAGAAUCUACAUGUCUAAUAUUUAGACAUGUUCAGCUUUGUGGAUAUUCGGUUAGCGCUUUUGCUCAGCGCAACAGUGCUUUUGGCGAGAGGUCAAGGCGAGGAUGAUAGCAUAGCUGGCAGCUGCAACUCAGAUGGACAGUGGUACAAUGACAAGGAUGUAUGGAAACCAGAGCCCUGCCUGAUCUGCAUCUGUGACAACGGAAAGGCCUUGUGCGAUGACGUGAUCUGUGAGGACACAACUGAAUGCGCCGACCCUGUUAUUCCAGAGGGAGAGUGCUGCCCUAUCUGCUCUGACUAUGAUGGACCCCAGUAUCCAGAUGAGGGAGCUGAAAAUGGACCUCCUGGCCCCAAGGGAGACCCGGGUCCUCCUGGCCGUCCUGGCAAUGAUGGAAUCCCUGGUGUAGAUGGCCCACCCGGUCCCCCUGGCCCCCCUGGCCCCCCUGGCCUUGGUGGAAACUUCUCUCCUCAAUAUUCUGACCCCUCAAAGUCUAGUGGCCCACCUGUUCCUGGCCCAAUGGGUCCCAUGGGUCCCCGUGGUCUUUCUGGACCUCCCGGCACCUCUGGUCCUCAGGGUUUCACUGGACCCCCUGGAGAGCCUGGUGAGCCCGGAGCUUCUGGUCCCAUGGGUCCUCGUGGUCCUUCUGGUCCCCCUGGAAAGAACGGAGAUGAUGGUGAGGCUGGUAAAGCUGGACGCCCCGGUGAGCGCGGACCUGCCGGACCUCAGGGUGCUCGUGGAUUCCCUGGCACCCCUGGACUUCCAGGCAUCAAGGGACACAGAGGUUUCAGCGGUCUAGAUGGAGCCAAGGGAGACUCUGGCCCUGCUGGUCCCAAGGGAGAGGCUGGUGCCCCUGGUGAGAAUGGUCUCCCUGGUACUAUGGGUGCUCGUGGUCUUCCCGGCGAGAGAGGCCGCCCCGGAGCUCCCGGCCCUGCUGGUGCUCGUGGUAAUGAUGGCAACACCGGUCCUGCUGGUCCUCCUGGACCUACUGGACCUGCUGGGCCUAGUGGAUUCCCAGGCGGUGCUGGUGCUAAGGGAGAGACUGGUGCUCCAGGAGGCCGUGGAUCUGAGGGACCCCAGGGAGCACGUGGUGAACCUGGUAACCCUGGACCUGCUGGACCCGCUGGAGCUGCUGGUGCUCCUGGAUCUGAUGGUUCCCCUGGUAGUAAGGGUGCUCCUGGUGCUGCUGGUAUUGCUGGUGCUCCUGGCUUCCCCGGUGCUCGUGGUCCUGCUGGAGCUCAGGGAGCUGUUGGUGCUCCUGGCCCCAAGGGUAACAAUGGUGACCCUGGUCCCUCUGGUCCUAAGGGAGAGCCUGGUACCAAGGGAGAGCCUGGCCCAUCUGGACUUCAGGGACUUCCUGGCCCCUCUGGUGAAGAGGGAAAGAGAGGACCUCGUGGAGAGCCUGGUGGUGCUGGACCCCGUGGACCCCCUGGAGAGCGUGGUGCCCCUGGUGCUCGUGGUUUCCCUGGUGCUGAUGGAGGUGCUGGUGGCAAGGGUGCCCCAGGAGAGCGUGGUUCUCCCGGCCCAAUGGGAUCUCAGGGAGCUACUGGUGAGUCUGGAAGCCCUGGUGCUCCCGGUGCCCCUGGACUGAAGGGUAUGACUGGUAGCCCUGGAAGUCCUGGACCUGAUGGCAAAGCUGGACCCGCUGGUGCUCCUGGACAAGAUGGCCGCCCUGGACCUCCCGGCCCUGCUGGAUCCAGAGGACAGCCUGGAGUUAUGGGAUUCCCCGGACCCAAGGGAGCAUCUGGUGAGUCUGGUAAGGCUGGUGAGAGAGGUGCCACUGGACCUGCUGGUGCUGUUGGUGCUCCAGGCAAGGAUGGUGACGUUGGUGCUCCUGGAUCUUCUGGCCCUGCUGGACCUGCUGGAGAGAAAGGAGAGCAGGGACCUGCUGGACCUCCUGGAUUCCAGGGACUUCCUGGACCCCAAGGCUCUACUGGUGAGACUGGCAAACCUGGUGAGCAGGGUGGUCCUGGUGAGGCAGGACCCUCUGGCCCAGCUGGACCAAGAGGUGACAGAGGAUUCCCCGGUGAGCGUGGUGCUCCUGGCAUCGCUGGCCCAACUGGACCCCGUGGUGCUCCUGGCCCUGCUGGUAACGAUGGAGCUAAGGGAGAGCCCGGUGCUGCUGGUGCCCCCGGUGGUCUGGGAGCCCCCGGUAUGCAGGGAAUGCCUGGUGAACGUGGAUCUGCUGGUCUCCCCGGUGCCAAGGGAGAGAGAGGUGACGCUGGUGUCAAGGGAGCUGAUGGUGGUUCUGGCAAAGAUGGCCCACGUGGUCUGACUGGUCCUAUUGGAGUCCCUGGACCUCCUGGUGCUCAGGGUGAGAAGGGUGAGGCUGGUGCUGUUGGAGUCGCUGGACCCACUGGUCCUCGUGGUUCCCCUGGUGAGCGUGGAGAGGCUGGACCUGCCGGACCUGCUGGAUUUGCUGGACCUCCUGGUGCUGAUGGUCAGCCUGGUGCUAAGGGUGAGACUGGUGACAGUGGACCCAAGGGAGACGCUGGUGCUCCUGGACCUGCUGGACCCGCUGGAGCUGCUGGUCCUCAGGGACCUGCUGGACCUCCUGGACCCAAAGGUGCUCGUGGUGGUGCUGGUUCCCCUGGUGCUACUGGUUUCCCUGGACCUGCUGGCAGAGUUGGACCCCCUGGCCCUCCUGGAGCUGCUGGAGCUCCUGGACCUGGUGGACCUGUUGGCAAAGAUGGAGCAAGGGGAGCUCGUGGUGAGACUGGCCCUGCUGGCCGCCCUGGUGAGGCUGGUGCCUCUGGACCCCCAGGACCUUCUGGAGAGAAGGGCUCUGCUGGUUCUGAUGGAGCCCCCGGUGCCCCUGGUAUUCCUGGACCCCAAGGUAUUGCUGGACAGCGUGGUAUCGUAGGUCUCCCUGGACAGCGUGGAGAGCGUGGUUUCUCUGGUCUGCCUGGACCAUCUGGUGAGCCUGGAAAGCAGGGAUCAAGUGGUCCUGUUGGUGAGCGUGGACCCCCCGGACCUGCUGGACCCCCUGGACUCUCUGGUCCAACUGGAGAGGCCGGUCGCGAGGGAUCUCCUGGUCAUGAUGGUGCACCUGGUCGAGAUGGAGCUUCUGGCCCUAAAGGAGACCGCGGUGAGACUGGUUUGGCUGGUCCCCCUGGACCUCCUGGUGCUCCUGGAGCCCCCGGAGCAUUCGGCCCAUCUGGCAAGACUGGUGACCGUGGAGAGAGUGGUCCUGCUGGUCCUGCUGGUCCCAGUGGCCCUGCUGGUGUUCGUGGUCCUGCUGGUCCUGCUGGUGCUAAGGGAGAUAGAGGAGAGGCUGGUGAGGCUGGAGAGAGAGGCCACAAGGGACACAGAGGAUUCACUGGCAUGCAGGGUCUGCCCGGACCUGGUGGACCUCCUGGAGAGAGAGGACCUGCUGGUGCUUCUGGACCCGCUGGACCUAGAGGACCUUCUGGCUCAAACGGCGCUCCUGGUAAGGAUGGUGUGAACGGAAUGCCCGGACCUAUUGGACCUCCUGGACCUCGCGGUCGCAAUGGAGAGAUGGGACCUGCUGGACCCCCUGGACCUCCUGGACCCCCUGGACCUCCUGGACCUCCCGGCAGCGGAUUUGAGUUCAUCAGCCAGCCUAUUCAGGAGAAGGCCCCUGAUCCCCUGCGUGGUGGCCACUACCGCGCUGAUGAUGCCAAUGUCAUGCGCGAUCGUGACAUGGAGGUUGACACCACCCUCAAGACCCUGACUCAGAAGGUCGAGAAGAUCCGCAGCCCAGAUGGUACCCAGAAGAGCCCAGCCCGCAUGUGCCGUGACCUGAGAAUGUGCCACCCUGAGUGGAAGAGCGGCAUGUACUGGGUUGAUCCCAACCAGGGCUCUCCUCUGGAUGCCAUCAAGGUCCACUGCAACAUGGAGACUGGUGAGACUUGUAUCAACCCCAGUGAGUCCACCAUUCCCAUGAAGAACUGGUACCUCAGCAAGAACAUCAGAGAGAAGAAGCACGUCUGGUUCAGCGAGUCCAUGACUGGUGGAUUCCAGUUCCAGUAUGGCACCGAUGGAGCUGAUCCCGAGGAUGUCAGCAUCCAGAUGACUUUCAUGCGCCUGAUGUCCAACCAGGCCUCUCAGAACAUUACAUACCACUGCAAGAACAGCAUCGCCUACAUGGAUUCCGCCACCGGCAACCUGAAGAAGGCUCUGCUCCUCCAGGGAUCCAACGACGUCGAGAUCAGAGCGGAGGGCAACAGCCGCUUCACGUACAGUGUCAGCGAGGAUGGCUGCACGUCACACACUGGCACAUGGGGCAAGACAGUCAUCGACUACAAGACAUCAAAAACAUCCCGCCUGCCCAUCAUUGACAUUGCUCCUAUGGAUGUUGGUGCACCUGAUCAGGAAUUUGGCGUCCAAGUUGGCCCCGUUUGCUUCUUGUAAAAAUGAAAGAAAUAUGGACAUGACAUUGUUGUUUUUUUUCUAGCAGUCAUCUCUAAAUCCUUUUCUAUGCAUUCAUUUGGCUGCCAUUGGUCCACAUGCUUAAAACCACUCUACUGAAGACAGUGUUUGUGUCUUUCCAAUCAUGAGAAGUUCUUUGGGACUGCUACUUCAAUCAAAACCAACUACGAGGACACUUUAAAAAGAAUCUUUUGUUUUCACUGGCAACAAGAAAAUAAUAUAUGCUUGUGUAAAAUUUCCCCCUGGAGAUUAAGAACAAAAAAAAGACAACAGAUCUGCACAUGCAAGGUGACUUUUGCCAUUUUCUACCACUGCAGAAGGACAUUGAAAACAACAAAUGAUAUGUACCAUUUUUCUGGUGUUAAAUAAAUUGUAAAAAGUGUGAAGUGUCUUCUUGUUCUAAAAUUAAUGAGAAAAACACCUGAACAUUGAUCAGAGAAAGCAAAGACCAGCAAAAGAGCAAGACUAAGAAGCUCACCUUCAUUGCAAAAUGUAGAUGGCUACCUCAUAACAAGACGUCACUGCCACUUUUUACGAUUCACACACCACAAAUCUAUUGGGGGGAACAUUAAAACCAUUCAAAGGUGCUAUAACCGAUUCAAUGAGGUCCAGCUAUUGGUGUUUGAUGGUGACGCGCUCACUGUCAUACUGUAAUCAUUGCCACUAAUGCCUGCAGAACCUUUGGUGCUACUAAAUUCACUUGUCUUGUUGUCUAUGCAGUGCAAUUGUUUUCUUGGUUUGUUGGUUUGAUAACAGAGGUCCUCUGAAAAGGUGAUCACUGCAGUUGUAAUGCAUGCAAAAAUGUCUGGUUCAGUAUCAUUUUCCCUGCCCAUGUGUUCAGUGUUGAUCCUUCUGUCUGUUUGCCCCUGUGGAAAACUCCUCUUUACUAAAAAGCCAAACAGCACACAUCUCCCACCCUGUUGUUUAUGUUGUUUGUUGAUGUCUUUCUUGAGAAGGGUUUCUUAAAAAAGAAUUUGAAGCAGACCCACUUUCAUGGUUUAAAAAAAAAA
Archocentrus centrarchus (flier cichlid) is the source of this 5520-nucleotide messenger RNA. It is a transcript of the gene col1a1b, whose product is annotated as collagen, type I, alpha 1b. NCBI's taxonomy places the organism in Eukaryota, Metazoa, Chordata, Actinopteri, Cichliformes, Cichlidae. The transcript has 51 exons. Bases 149 to 4492 code for a protein of 1447 amino acids. The record is from RefSeq and is a predicted model, not a curated record. Gene Ontology annotation, molecular function: extracellular matrix structural constituent; protein binding.